AUGCGAGAAAGCAUCAACAAGAUGCUGCAGCAAGUGAAAGACGGCGUGACUCCCUGGCAAGCAGCUCAGGAAGUUCGUGUACGGCAGCCUCGAAACCAUGCUCGCCCAGACACGAGUACGAGGGUGAGAUCGCAGAUCAACUCAGUCAGGCCACGGGGAGAAGAAUGUUGGUUUACACCAAAGGAAGGCCAUCCAAAUAAUAGAUCUGAGCUGAGUCAUUGGCAAAAUGCCAAUUUGAACGAUACCAAGGAAGCAGACGGUCAAGACCAAAUUAUUGAAUUCAUCCAUGCACGGCUCACGAGGCUGGGCUGGACCAUCCAAACAGAUUGUACCGGGAAGGAUGGAGUCUUUGACUUGCUUGCCAAAGUGUUUGACGACGUCGAGGACCUGCAGUCCAACUGGACAUCUUGCAACAAGAUGUCACGACCUCGCGGUUGGGAUGUAGUGAUGGUGUUUCGAAGCGUCAAGCAUGUGCUGACAGUAAUCGAAUCUGCGCAGCCUGAACGAAACCUCCAGGAGGAGAUGAGCAAAGUGCUGUGUGAGCUGGAUGAGGCCAUCAAGAGCUGCUCUGCCAACCACAGUAGCUUGGUCGAUGCUGAAGAGAUCCAUCAUGUCAAGCCUGUCCCAGUUUCUGAAUCAGAAGCUAGUGAUGAUGACUUGAAUGACAGUCUGGAGGCGAUUGUUGAGGUCUAUUCGAGGCAAGAUUAUGUUGUGCAAGGACAAGAUGAGACAAUCUCAUUAUCUUCGCGCGCAAAACAAUUUCAACAUAUGAAAGUCUCGGAUUUGUUAGCGAGGAGCAACAAGAUUUUGAUGCAAGAAAUGAAAGAAUUUUCACUGUUCUGA
Guillardia theta CCMP2712 is the source of this 843-nucleotide messenger RNA. RefSeq lists its product as hypothetical. The transcript is spliced from 7 exons. The record is from RefSeq and is a predicted model, not a curated record. The coding region runs from base 1 to 843 and encodes 280 amino acids. Lineage: Eukaryota; Cryptophyceae; Pyrenomonadales; Geminigeraceae.